AUGAUGAUGCAGACGUUCAUGAUUAGAUUUGAGCAUUGCCUGCCAUGAUUGUCGAGGGUUAGGUUGGGUGAUCGUGUGAUGUGCGACUACACUAUAGUUGAAGUUUAUGGACGUCGUGGCCGAACAACGCUUCUACAGAACAAGACAGAUUCUCUAAAUGCAUUAUCCAAAAAUUCUGUCUACUGACAAAAAAGAGAUUAGUCAGUGAGUAUUUGUAAAUGAAAUGUAAAUGCGAAAACGCCGAAUGUCUUGGAAUCAUGCCGUUUACGAAAGAAGAAAGAGCAAAAUUGAAAGCCGAACGGUUUCGUGCUGAAGUUGGACUAGGCCUAGCUGAUGGGAACAAUUCCACCGCAGAAAAUGUAAAACAAGAAGCAGAUGGGAGCCCUGAGGAAAACUCUGCCGGUAGUUUGACACCAUGUUGUGUGCCAUUUGGUUGUACCGUUGCCAAAAUGGUUAAUAUACUGGACCCAGAUGAUGUGGAGAAGGUUGUUUGUAACAACGCUGAUUGUAUGCGCGGUGAGUACAUGCAUAAAUCAUGCUUUCUUACUUGGGAAGAAGAGGUUCUAACUUACUUACGAUCAUCUGGACGAGCCCGUAGCUGGUCUGAAAAACAAAGACGUCAGAAUUUGUGGACAAAAAAGGGAUACGACUUGGCAUGGAAAGCAUGUUCUUGCCAGUGUGGAAAAGGACAUUUACGAAAAGAUCUUGACUGGAUUCCACCCAAACGUGUUGUUGCUGAAAGUGGAGAGGGCAACCUUCGUAGACAGCGGAGACGUAAGAAAUCCAGUGACAAACCCAGCAUUGGCAAAGCCACCACCCUCCCAGCUACCAACCCUCAUUCAGGAGGUGGGCAUGGCCGUCACCGACAUGCGUCAGCAUCUUCCAAUGAAAACCACACUCCACCACACAGCCCAGUUGUGAAAACAGACUUCUCCGUUUCUUCACCCAGUCAGUCUCCCUACACUUGCAUGAAUUCAUUGUCAUCAAGCAUCCAUCAACAGGGAACACUUGGAAAUGUAAACCAUCAACAGCAUGUUAGGUGCAAGCGCCACUCUGAGGGAAACAAGCCUGAUUCUUUUGAAUGGCCACCUCCAAGACAAUGUAAUACUUGCUCAGAGGGAGGUGAUGGCUUAAAAAAUAUCAGUCUUAAUUCUUCAAGUGGAGGGCUUGGUCUGUUACCAGGACAACAUCAUUCUCAGUCCCAUGAAAGUAUUGGGCAAGAUAAAGGUAAUGAUCAGGUAGGACAAGACAGCAAUAGCCCUUACCUUAUUCAAACUGAAAACAAAGGACAGAGGAAGAUCGGUGCAGGUUAUACGAUGCCAUUUAUACAUCGUGUGGAUCUAUCAGUUUUUGUCAAGCUGUUACCACCACAAAAAUGCAACCCCUACCACAUAAGGAUGGAUAAUGAACAGGGCCCAGAUGACGAUGAAGUUAGAGUGUUUGUAUACAGUGCGUUGGCCUCACAUGGUGUUGCAUCCAUGAUCUGCUCCAUGUGUCAAAACCACCUGCCAGUCUUUGAUUGCUACCCUCUAAUUGAUGGUACAUUUUAUUUGACACCUCUCAACCACAGUGACUUGAACUUACGUUUGAUAGUGAAUGGCCGUGUUCAGUACCUUGGUGCAGUGUGCAUGCAGUGUCUUGAAGGAGUCAAGCAUAUUGUUUGUCGCAUCUGUCAUUCCCGUUGGGAUGGGAGUCACCACCAACUCGGCACAGUGUACUCCUAUGACAUUUUUGCUGCUUCACCGUGUUGUGUAGGGCGUGUAAGCUGCAAAAAGUGUGGAAAGCCAGUGACAGACCCCAGUCGUGGCACUCACUUCUUCAGUGAAUACUCUCAGAAUAUACCAUGCCCACAUUGUGGUAUUCCAGAUUUUCAUUUUGUAAAGCCACUAAGUAGUUAUGAAGUUCUUUGUCAGGAGAUAGACACUUGUUGAUCUUCUGAAUUUAUCUUCUGAAAUUUUCUCUCGGAAGAAAUCUAUAAUUGGCCACAUAAAAUGUAAUCCAACUCAAGUAAAAAAAAAUGCAUGGCUGAGCUUUGUUGUCUCUUGUUAACAUUCAAACAGUGUUUACUUUAACACAUUACACACUAAGCAGUGGUCAUUAUUUUUGUCGUCACAGGUGUUGAAAGUGUAUUGUAGAUGUACAUGCGUACAUUAUGAUGUUUGUCAGAUGAACACAGUGAUGGAAUUAAAUCAGUGCUGCUGAUCUGCAUGUGCAUCUCGAUUUUCUAUUGUUGAAAAUUUGGAACUUGUCAGUUUCUUUUCAUUGCUGCUAUACAUGUAUCAUAAGAACUUGCUACAUAAUGCUGUGAAUUGAUUUGUACCUAUGUAAAUGUAGAUCUGAAAAAUGGUUGGGCUUAGACUUGGAAAAAUCAUUGUCAACUGUCUAACGUUUAGUUUCAAUGUCAGUAAGUGCUUGACAUUCAUAGUUUUAUUUGAGUCUGAUGAAUUUCAGCAUGAAAUAAUAUAUUCACUGUAAUACCAUUUGCAUUAAGAGAAAUUACUGAAAAAAUUGUAUCCAGUUUGAAAUACAUUGUACAUUUUUGGUCACACAUCAUCACUUGCCAGAGUUUCGUGGCUGCCCUCAAUUUAAAGAAAGAAAAAAAAAUUCCUUAUGUUUUCUUUUCUCAUAAAGAUGUGUUUUUUCCAUUCCAUUAAUUAUUUAUGGCUUAUACCACAGGCCACUGGUCCCCACUUGAAAAUUGUUCCGCUGCCAGUGGUGAUGCAUGCCUAUAGUGCACUUUACAUGUAGCUGUCGUGGCUCUGGACAUUACAGUUGAACCUCAUUAAUAAAAGGUGCUGCGGACUGUGCAGAUUAUAAAGAACAAAGGAUUUGAACCAAAUCAUUUCUGAUUAUUGACCACUUGAUGCUGGAUGAACACAUAAACACACCCAAAUUUCCCUAUUUGUUUCACAGAAGAUGUGCACGCUUGUCUAAGAAUUUUUUUUUAUUUCUUGGUUGAAGUAUUCAUGCAGUGUGUUAGUUACAUCAAAGUGCUGACACUGCUACUUAGUGGACCCCCUCCCCCAAACUAAUGUCAGUAAAACUGAAAUGCCUUUCUUCAGUAAUUAGAAUUGAAUUUGGGAGCCCACACCAUGCACAGAAAGCUGAGGGGAUUAUAGACCUCCUUUGUUUGGGUAAGCCUAUUUGCUAAGGAGCAAAGCCACACUUAAAUGAGAUAAGGUUACAAAAUCCCAACUGGCAGCUCCUUUGUAUUGAAAUAAUUGGUAAAAAACACACAUGGCCACAGGUGAUUCCUAUGUGCAAUGGACCUUUGUUUAUGAACUGGUUGACGUCUGGACACGUGCCCCAACUUUUACCAUGGCAGUUGAAAAAACAGGAAAACCAAUGAAAAUACUUAUGCUUAAACUCGAGCUGUGCCUUCCAACAUACUUUAUGGGUGUAAUGGAUAAAUUGUAGAGUUGAAGAAUUUGCUGGGAAAAAGCCCAGCCCCAGCAGCUUUUUUACUUAACAAAAUCCAACCUUUAACUGAUUGAGGUUUGACUGUGUGUAAUGCUGUAAUACUAGCAUAAUAUUUUAUGCGACAUACAUGUACAUGUAUUUACGAGGUUGCGGCCCCAAGUUCACUUUGGAUGGGGAUAAGUCCAAUUUGUACCAAUAAAAUAUAAAUUCCCCUUUGACCAGUUUUGUUCUACUCCAAAAGACAUGACCCUUAAAAUCAAUUUUGAAUGGCCUCGUACAUGGGAUAAAGUGUAAUUUUUCAUGAUUUUCUACAUUAGGAGUGUGUUACUUAAUGGCCUACAUAUUGCAUGUUUUGGUUGGUUGAUUUAUUUCCUCAUAUCACAAUAAGAAUAUAGUGAAGCACAGUUAAUUACAGAAUGAGUAGGUGUCUCUCAAUCACGUCACCUAUAGGUUGCCAUGAGCAUUGUCAGUUUUUACUCCAUUUUUUGUGAUGUGCUUUGGUUGCGUUGUAUUUUAAAGAUACUUGGAUCAGCAUGUGUAAUUUUAGAACAUUUUGCACACCGCAUGCAAACGCACCUGUUGGCGGCGUUGAUGUAGUUGCAGUUUACCUACAAAGAUGGCAUCUAACGAGAGAGGUCAAUAAGGGGUGAUGAAUGGCGGAUACCAGGCAGAAAGCAAAUACUUGUACAUUGCCUGGUUCUUUAAUUGUAUUCCAAUAGUAUCCAUGUGGGAAUAUAUUACAAGGUAGAGAAGUGAGGGAGGAGAGAGUAAAAAAGUAAAAUGCUUGUGUAGUAAACAUGUAUGGUUAACUUACAUAAUGUACGUGUUCAGUAAUGAAUGCUCUGUUAUUGCAUACAUGUAUAUGUACACAUGAACAACAGUAUCCAUAUACAUUAACUUAUGGGUAUACUUGUUUGUGCUAAAGUCCUAAAUUCUCUUGAUUUUUUAACGUUGACAACACAAGAACAAUGUGUUGUAUUAUUGUUCCAUUGGUUGAAGUAUACAUCUACUUGUGCAUACACAGAAUUAUUGUGUACGUGUACACACAUACAAAAUUAUUGCAAGUAAAGGUUAUUGACUGGCUAAGAAUUUCUUUUGUAAACUGUUUUACUGAAGAGGGUGCCUUUCUUGGUUUGUUGUAGCACUUACUUUGAAAGCUACUGAAAUUCUGAAACGAUGAAUGGUUCAUUGACAAAUUUAAAGACGUGACAGAAUAUCCUUUAGAGUUUUAUUGUGUACCAGACGUAAAUUUAUGUUGUGCUGUUUUUGUUCGAUUAAUUACUAAAAUUUAUCAGUGCUCAUACUUAUUUUUGCAGAAUAGUCCGAAAUGCGUAAUUACUUUAUGGUAUUAUUCAACAAAACAUCAGAAGAUUAUUGACUGUUACUUUGUUGUAAAAGUGGCUGCAGUGCAGUUUGCUGUGCUCCAUUUAAAAAUUGGAUGACAUCUGAUCAGUUGCUUGAUGCUGUACUUGUAGGCUGAUGAUGUGUAGAUGUACACUGUACAUGUACCUGCUGCGUAUGGCUCUGAACUGCUAUAUACAUGUAGCUCCGAAGGAAGGCGAAACCAAAGUUACAGACCAAAAAUCUUGCUCAACAUGUAACUUGCACAAUAUACGGAUUUGGUGUCAUCUCAAAAUACUUUAGUGCAUGUAAAUACGUAUACAUCCAGUGGGUGCAAAAUUGAAUGGCCAUGGACAUGAAAGAUUGUCACAAGAAAAAAUAAUCAGACUUUUAUUAUGAAAAUAUAAGGGGGGUACCCGCUGUCCAAGUACAUUUUUAAUAAAAUCUUUUCUCCAGUUUUGAGGCUCACUAUUUAGAUUCACAUCAGAAGAUAGGUUUAAAGAUCAAUCACAUUUGUAAUUCACAAUUCACCUUUUAUGAAAUUUAGUUGUAUUUAAAUUAUGUACAAACUGAAUAAAGAUUGCUACUGAUGUCAAAAGCAGGAGUUGAAGUCUUCCAUAUCAAGCAAACUGAAAACAAAGUUGUUGGGAGCAUCCUGUAGAAGCCUGUUCAGAUGUCACACUACAGCUUUGCAAUUAUACAACUUCCAUUAUGGGGCGAAGCGCCCGUGUGUGAGUGCUGUGCUUGCUUGCACAUAACUGAACUAAAAGAGGUCAGACAGUGAGAGUAACUUGAAAUUGCUUUUCCUUUGGCAGUGUUGAUCAACAAUAGAUUGUAUGAUAAAGUUCAACUACCCCAAUUUGAACUGGAGUGAGGUCCUGAUGAAUUUUAGGCAGAUGCCUGCAGUCAUUUGCCGAGAAUGACAUCUCACAAGAGCCGUUUUAUGACAUCAAAUUGCUAGAUUUGUUUGCUACCCUCAUCAACACUUUUUUUAUUCUGAGCAUUCUUGUGGUGGAACUGAACUCCCCAAAUGAAAAGUUUUUAUAAAUACGAAGAGAAGCUGCCACGUUAGUUUCGAUGGUAACAAUGACUGAUUCCUUGUUAAAUAACCAUUUUAUGUCAAAGCAGUGUGAUUGAUCUUUAAAGUCCUGAACUUGAUUGCAAAAUAGAUUCGCAGAAUGAUAUCUUUGGCUAAUGUUAGUUACAAGUAUUUGCUACCACUGAUAAGUGUUGGUUACAAUGUUCAUUCAGCUCUUUUUGGCUUUUUUGAGAUUUGUUUUUUGAAAAUUAGCAAGUUACUUCGGGACACGGAUUAUCUUGAACCAUCAUGACCAAGUUUGCAGAGGUCAUCAGAUGAUGAUUAUGAUUUCUAGUGAAGACGAGGUGUGGACAGCACAUUGUGUAAUUGCCAACAAAACAUUUUGACACUAUUUAAAUAAUUUGAUAGGUCUUUAAAGGAAAAAAUAAAAACAAGUUAAAAAAUAAGGAGCUGUAGCUAUUUCAGAAAAAUACCAACAUUGGAAUUUAAAAACCCAAUGUUGGAGAUGCACGUGUAGAGUGGGAACUCUUGAGUGAAUGCAAUGCAUUAAGCAAACUGACACUGCUGUUGCAUCUUGUCAUUUUAUGAGGCGUUCCCGUAGGGUCCUGAAUCAUAGGAUGUGGUAGUAAAAGAAAUCAAGUGCAUGCAGGGAACACAAACUUUUACAAAGUGAUGGUCAUUAUCAUGAUGGUACAUGUAUUUGCCUCAUAAAAAACUAAUUGUACAAUUAAGAAAAUAAACUCAAAAGAUUGUCUGUCCUGGUUUUUUUUAAUAAUUGCUUUUCUCCUGCAGGUGUGGUGAGUUAACAGUGUACAGAUAGUAGUCAGAUUUUAAUCUGAGGUACUGUAUGUAGUAGUUAAAACUGCAUACUAUAGAUGCGUAUGCUAAAAAAUGGAAAUAUUAAUUGUAAGCACAGGUCAUUGCCCUUAACUUUCACAGAAUCUUGACUUCCAGGGAAGGGGGACUCUCAACAAAUUGGUAAUACACAAUAAACAACUUUAAAAACACUUGUUCCUUAAUUGCGGACAACUCACUUGAUAAAAUUCAUAGAUUUGUGGCUACAAAAACAUUAUGAAGACAAACACUUGACCCCAUGAUUUAGUUUGGACCUCUGAGGAAAAAAAUUGUCCUUACAAUGUGAUGGCCUUGGCACACAUACAACAUGCAGUACCCUUCAACUGCAUGUGCAAUGUACGUAUACAUGUAUGUAUGGACAAUUGUAAAUAAAUGUAGCUCUUGAAAAGAAA
Acanthaster planci (crown-of-thorns starfish) is the source of this 7047-nucleotide messenger RNA. It is a transcript of the gene heca, whose product is annotated as hdc homolog, cell cycle regulator. The record is from RefSeq and is a predicted model, not a curated record. NCBI's taxonomy places the organism in Eukaryota, Metazoa, Echinodermata, Asteroidea, Valvatida, Acanthasteridae.